Messenger RNA from Dothidotthia symphoricarpi CBS 119687, 1743 nucleotides. RefSeq lists its product as uncharacterized. Lineage: Eukaryota; Fungi; Ascomycota; Dothideomycetes; Pleosporales; Dothidotthiaceae. Gene Ontology annotation, molecular function: acetyl-CoA transmembrane transporter activity. The record is from RefSeq and is a predicted model, not a curated record. Gene Ontology annotation, cellular component: membrane. Bases 1 to 1743 code for a protein of 580 amino acids. The transcript is spliced from 3 exons.
AUGAGCAAACGAGCCUCGCGAUCCAAGAACCGCGGCUCGCUACCACACAAGAGCUCCCACGACUCGCUGCGCCCGGAAAACGGACAUGCGACUGGCCCCGCCAUGAACGGCCUCGUCUUGGAACACCGGCGCAAGCACGCCUCGAUCGACAGCACCUCGCCCUCGAGCCAGGCCGCGUCGCUGAUGGGCAGAUCGUCCUUUUCCUUGGACGAUGAAGUGCCGCAGCUGGGGGACAAGGACGAGGGCCCGUCGCAGGGCUUCUUUGACCUGUCCAAGAAGGACCAGAGCAACUUCCUCCUCCUCGUGCUGCUCUACUUCCUCCAGGGCAUUCCCAUGGGCCUGGCGCAUGGCUCGGUGCCCUUUAUCCUGAAGAACAAAGUCUCGUACUCGGCCAUUGGCAUCUUUUCUCUGGCCGCCUAUCCCUAUUCGCUGAAGCUGCUCUGGAGCCCCAUCGUAGACGCCAUGUGGUCGCCCUCGAUCGGCCGCCGCAAGAGUUGGAUUCUCCCUAUCCAGACCAUUUCCGGCUUCUCCAUGAUAUGGCUGGGGAGGCACAUCAAUAAGAUGAUGACAGACGCCGGCGAGACAGAGAGCGGUGUUUGGAAUUUCACAUGGUGGUGGUUCGCGCUUGUGUUCCUGUGUGCUACUCAGGACAUUGCUGUUGAUGGCUGGGCCCUUACCCUGCUCUCCAAAAACAACCUCGCAUACGCCUCCACCGCGCAGACUGUCGGCCUUACAGCCGGCCAGUUCCUCUCCUACACUGUCUUCCUUGCCUUCAACAGCAAGGACUUUGCAAACAAAUGGUUUCGUCCAGCCUCCGCGCCUGCCGAGACUGGACUUAUGGAACUCGACGGCUACCUCGCCUUCUGGGGCUGGACAUACCUCAUUGUAACCUUCGGUCUGGCGUUCAUGAAGCGUGAGGACCGCGACAAGAACACAGACGGCAUCUCCGAGGUUUACAAGACCAUGUGGGGAAUUCUGAAGUUGAAGAACAUCCAGAGCUUCAUCAUCAUCCACUUGAUUGCCAAGAUUGGCUUCCAGGCCAACGACGCGGUUACCAGCCUGAAGCUCCUGGACAAAGGCCUCAAGCAGGAAGAGCUCUCCCUCGUGAUCUUGAUCGAUUUCCCAGUUGAGGUUUUCCUCGGGUACUACAUCGGAAAAUGGUGCCAGACAUAUCCUCCAAUGCAUAUCUGGUGUUGGUCUUUCAUGGGCCGACUGGUUGCAGCAGGAUUUGCGCAAUUCGUUGUCUCCAUUUUCCCUGCAGGUGGAGCGACAACCGGCACUCUGCUGCUGGUGAUUGCCGAGCAUGUGCUGAGCACAUUCAUGAACACGGUCAUGUUUGUCUCGGUCAGCGCAUUCCACGCAAAAAUCAGUGAUCCCGUCAUUGGAGGGACGUACAUGACGCUUUUGGCUACCGUGUCAAAUUUGGGCGGUACAUUCCCCCGUUUCUUCGUCCUCAAGGCUGUCGAUAUGUUCACCCAGGCCACCUGCCAGCCUCCUGCUAUCCCACCCAAAGCCGGCCUUCUCAAGGGCGACCUCAUCACAAAGCCUUUCUCAUGCGCCCUGGAGGCGGAGAAGCACCGCUGCCUGAAUGGUGGGGGAGCUUGCAAGAUCACGACGGACGGCUACUACAUAGUCAAUAUUCUCUGUAUCAUCAUCGGUGUGGUGACCUUCUGGCUCUACAUCAAGCCCGCUGUUAUGCGGAUACAAGCCCUCCCGUUGCGGGCGUGGCGAUUAGCAGGCUAG